Molecule: messenger RNA, 1419 nt
Organism: Hypoxylon trugodes
Lineage: Eukaryota; Fungi; Ascomycota; Sordariomycetes; Xylariales; Hypoxylaceae
Product: phosphorylase family protein
Exons: 3
Coding region: 146-1069 (307 amino acids)
Biological process (GO): nucleoside metabolic process
Cellular component (GO): cytosol
Molecular function (GO): S-methyl-5-thioadenosine phosphorylase activity
Source: RefSeq, a predicted model, not a curated record
AAAUUAUAAAUCCGUCACCGCGACAACAACCAAAGAGACAUAAUUUCUCACGACAACGACGCGGAAAAGGGAGAAGUAGUUCUAUCUACAAACGGGUAUCAACUCAUAUCAAUUUCUCAAUACACGUCAACGAAUCUACACGACAAUGUCCGACCUCCCCGAAACCUUCGAUCGUCCUGUUCAUAUCGCCGUAAUAGGUGGUACUGGACUUUACAAGAUCGAAGGCUACACACCCAUUGCCCGCGUCAACCCUUUGACACCUUGGGGAUAUCCCUCAGCUCCCAUACUUAUCCUCGAGCACGGUGGUGUUCCUGUCGCCUUUCUAUCCCGUCACGGUGCCCAUCACCAAUAUGCCCCUCACGAAAUUCCCGCCCGUGCCAAUAUCGCCGCUCUACGUCACAUCGGUGUGCGUUCCAUCGUCGCCUUCUCCGCCGUAGGCUCCCUACGCGAAGAGAUCAAACCCAUGGACUUCGUCGUACCCGACCAAGUAAUUGACCGCACCAAGGGUGUCCGACCAUCUACCUUCUUUGAGGGCGGUCUUGUCGGCCACGUAUCCUUCGGUGACCCCUACGAUGACAAGAUUGCCCAGGUUGUGCGCCAGUGCGCAAAGUCCAUGCAGGGUGACGGUGUGGUAUUACAUGGAACCGGAACUGCCAUCUGUAUGGAGGGACCUCAAUUCUCGACCCGCGCCGAGUCGAACCUCUACCGUUCUUGGGGCGGUUCCGUGAUUAGCAUGUCGUUGUUGCCGGAAGCCAAGCUGGCUAGAGAAGCCGAGAUAGCAUUGCAGGUUAUUUGCAUGGCCACUGAUUAUGAUUGCUGGCACACGACAGAAGAUGUUGACGUAUCUAUGGUCAUGCACUAUAUGGAGAGUAACAGCAAGAACGCCCGUCGGCUAGUAGGCGCUGUUCUGGAUGAAUUGUGCAAAAAUGAAAACAGUGACUUGGUUACUGCCAAGCAUUGGGAGGGUGCCAGCAAGGGCGCCGUUAUGUUUUGCACCAAGCCUGAAGGCCGGAAUCCCGAAGCCCUAAAAAAGGUCCAGUAUCUAUUUCCGGGGUUCUUAUCAGAGUAAUAAUCAUGUUGGCAUACUGAAAAAAAAACACGGCAUAGAGGAAUGGUAAGAUAUCUAGACAUAGACUACUCUUAUAAGCUACUUCACGAUAGAGGGAUUUGGUAGUAUCGCUGUCUGUGCUCAUCUACCAAUGCUCGCUCUGCAAGUUAUAAAAGUUGGCCGCUUUAAAAGCCCAUAUGAGUAACCUUGGGGGCGUCCGGGCUUCUCACCAGCCUGGAAUUUUUCAUGCUCUCUAUCCCCCCUUUUAAAAAUAACCGACCCAUUAAAUCUCUCCCAAGGAUUACAGACAUGAAACAGGUUAUCAUCAUUUACUGCUAAUACAUAAGUACCUAGGCACUUUUCCAGUAUAG